Molecule: messenger RNA, 786 nt
Organism: Alternaria ventricosa
Lineage: Eukaryota; Fungi; Ascomycota; Dothideomycetes; Pleosporales; Pleosporaceae
Exons: 1
Coding region: 1-786 (261 amino acids)
Source: RefSeq, a predicted model, not a curated record
AUGGCCGAUUUCCUCGGUGACCCAAACUUCCCGAACAAGGCCAUGCGAGCCAACCGCGCACGGAAGAUUGCUUACUUUCAAGGCCUCUACAAGCAAUACUCUCGUCUCGACUUCACCCGCUACUCCGACCGUCCUUUUGCCAUUGCGGGUCUCGAGAAGCGUCUACAAAGUGCUUUCAACACAAGGGGAGCGUUUGGCAUCUUUGACGAUGGCGACAAAGAAGACGGCGGACUCUUCCAUCGGAGUCUCUUGUGGCAACGCGGCGAAGAAAACGGGGAUCUUCCGAACAUGCCCACGAUUGAGUUUCCACCAGCGCGCAAGGUGAAAGUCCCAAGUUGGUCCUGGAUGGCGUAUCGAGGUGGCAUAGACUACAUCGAUCCGCCUUUCGACCAAGCAGACUGGGAGCGCACCGAGAUAAUCCCGCCUUGGACGCGUGGCGGAAGCAAACACUCCACGACAGACACCAGUCCACAGGAGGACGAGAUCGCCAUCAUAGCUCGGGUUCGCGACUUCAAAGUCGCGGGGCGAUUGCCAGAGGAGGUUAAGAUAACGUAUGAUGCUGAGAGGACAAGCGCGAGCGAUGGCCAAGUCACUCAGUGUGUCAUUGUCGCGAAAAUGAAGGGCGGCAGCUCGAAUUUGCUGAGGCGAUAUUACGUCUUGCUUGUCACAGCGACGCAGGGGACGACGGGGAGGGGCGAGAGGAGGUAUAGGAGGGUCGGAGCGGGGUUUAUGUUGGGAAAGUACAUCUCAUUAGAGGGGGAGGGUAUCGCGGCGAGGAUCGUUUAA